Messenger RNA from Drosophila subpulchrella, 1714 nucleotides. RefSeq lists its product as uncharacterized. The coding region runs from base 35 to 1684 and encodes 549 amino acids. The transcript has a single exon. NCBI's taxonomy places the organism in Eukaryota, Metazoa, Arthropoda, Insecta, Diptera, Drosophilidae. The record is from RefSeq and is a predicted model, not a curated record.
ACAAUUUAAGCCCCGAAAUCAAAUAAAUUAUAAAAUGUGCUCAAGUCCUACUAAUCCAAUGAUCAAGGAGAAUACCUAUAACUCCGAGGGCAGCGUGCACCCUAAUGGCUUGGCCAAUAAAGUUAUAGACAACAUUUUGAAAGAGCAUCCAGGGCGAGGUCUCUACGAAGAGACGUCUUCUUUUGGGUCCUCGACAAGUUUCCCAUCAGGAAAGUCCAAGGCCAAAGUAGACCGUCGCCUGGAUUACUGGAAGAACAUGAUUAUUCAGCGUCGGGCGUUGCAAGAGAGGCUACGAAAUCAGUUGGGUAGAACUCCGGAAGAAAUGGUGUUAAAUCACCAGGGAAAGGUAGUAAGCCAUUUGGUGAGGGGCUUUGUGGAGACUGUAGGACUACCCAGACACUCUGCUGCUGAGUUGUUGGGAAGGGAAAACCCCAAAAAGGGGGAGGAGGACGAUUGUUCGACAGAGCUACCACCCAACAUCUGUAACCUAGAGGUGGUGGGCAGAAAGUACAAGGAUUGUCAUGAUGUUGAUGUUCCCCGCCCAAUAGCAAAUGUAAGGGACAGCUCCACUGUGCUCUCAAGGUCAAGUGGAGGGGGCGAGGUCGUCCAACCGAUUCAGGCGAUCCAACAAUCGUCCACCGGACCGGGUGUCCGAAUCAACGGAAUACAUUACUGGCCUCAUGUUCCAGAGUUCUCGCCCAUUGUGGACCGGACCUUCACCAGCCAUCCCUUCCAGCGCCACCUGCGCACCAUCGUUCGCAUCGAGAACUGCGGAAACCAAGUGAUUCGUUUCUUUUGGAGGCAGGUCAACUACUUCUCGAACAACGACACCCUCAUGGAACCCGACUCCGGGGACUUUGUAUUCGAUGUGACCUCCUUCAUGCUUUUUCCGGGCGAGUUACGGGAAGUUACGGUUCUGUACCAACCUCGAUAUGUGGCCAUUGUAAAACAGCGAUGGCUACUUCUGACGACACCACGCAUAUUCUUCUGCCGUCCCGCGGGCUUCACGUUAAACCUGAAUGGUCGUUGUACUCCGCCCAAGGAGUACUUGGAUCGCCUGAAAAUGGAGAAGCUCCAGGUGAUCCUCUUUGAGCCAUGUUUUCACCUGGAUCAGCGGAAACCGACCCUCUGUCCAUAUGAACGGGAGCUGGAGGACCGAGAGGCCUUCAACCGGCGCAACAGGAGCUUCCAGUGCCGAAGCCACGAAGAUUUUGUGCGACUCUUGGAGUUCUACAGGCGAAUAAAGCCUCUCCACUCAGUUUCUUUUACUCCUUGCUGGGAUUACAGUGUCCACUCGCUCAUCCACUUGGUGUGUAAUGGCCAGGACACUCGCCAGCGGAUUGAGCACUUUUCGGAACUAGCCCAACUGCUCGACGGAUUAAGAGGAACAUCUUCAUUGCCACUUGGCAGGAUGGACUCUUCUGAGAGAAUAAGGAAUCGCUGCCUCUCUAAAGCCAUCUAUGUGCGUGGAAUACUCGCCAGCAAAUUAGAGGAAUGGGAAGAGCAGGUGCAACUCCUUUGGUCAAGGAUCAGCAAAAGUGAAAGCAAAGACUGCCUGCAGAAGGCCAACCACUUUAACCGCUUCAAGUGCUUUAAGGACUCUAUCUACAUCCACUUAUAUAGACUCAUCUGCAGUGCGGCCGAGGAUAUUGUGUCGGUAAUCGAGAGCACAGCUCACAUCUAGUUGUCACCGAGUAUACAUACAUAAAUAAAC